Molecule: messenger RNA, 597 nt
Organism: Caenorhabditis angaria
Lineage: Eukaryota; Metazoa; Nematoda; Chromadorea; Rhabditida; Rhabditidae
Source: the annotation of a GenBank genome assembly
AUGGUUCAGUCUUAUUUUCGAAAUCAAUGGGUUCGUUGCAUGGUUUACUAUUUGCAAAUUUGGCAAGAGGCUCAAAUCAAAAUUUCGUGGACCGGACAAAUUUCAAUCAAAAUGGGCGAAAAUACGGUGAGCAGAUACAUAGAUAAGAGAAUUUUCUAAUUGGAAAUUGGGAUUUUUCAUUUCAGAUUUUCGAAUAUGACAAUUUCACGGCAACUGAGUAUUCCAGGUAUGAAGCACCAGAACCAUCGUUCAGUAAGUUUUGAAAAUAUGUCACAACGAAAAAAAAUUGUGAGCAAAGUAAGACAGGUGUCGCCUAAAACGUUUUUCAUAAAGUUUUCGGGAAAAAACUAUUCAGAGUAAGCGUCAUUUUUCUGGAGGCCUAAGCGUCAUUUUUCUGGAGUUUCAAAUGUUCUAUUUCCAGUGACUAAUUCUUCGACAAGUCUUCAUGUGAAGUUUGAGCAAAGCAACUUAGUUACUUUGUUCGUUCUUUUUGCCAACGAAGACGACAAAAAGUAAGAUAUAAUAAAGACGGAAAACUUAAUGAUAAUGAAUCUAUUUUACAGAAUAAUCAUGCGUCAUGUCUCAACCAGACCAUAA